Molecule: messenger RNA, 1065 nt
Organism: Symbiodinium necroappetens
Lineage: Eukaryota; Dinophyceae; Suessiales; Symbiodiniaceae
Source: the annotation of a GenBank genome assembly
AUGGGUGACGUCGAUGCCGAGAAACUCGCGGCCUUCUAUUCCGAACUGAGGGGAGAAGCAGCCCGCACUGGUGGUGUGCCGAUGACCGCGCGGCACAUGGACUCGCUCAUCCGGUUGGCAGAGGCCAAUGCUCGCAUUGAACUCCGGCAGCAUGUGACUUCAAAAGACAUUGACAAUGCAAUUGCAGUGAUGCUGGAGUCCUUCAUCCAGAGUCAAAAGCACCAGGUCGCAGAGGAGAUCCGUAAAAAGUUCCGGCGAUACCUAAACAGUGGACCACUGGGCGACCAAGUGUGUGCACUCUUGGAAAAGCUCUUCAAAAAGAAGGUGAUCCAGCUUCAGCUUAGCCGGCCGUCCAAGGAUGUGGAGCUGGCAGAAGUCUUCCUCGAGAUUUCGGAGGCUGUCCGUGCCCUUGAGCAGAACGGGCUCGCAGUGGAGGAUGUCAGCAGCCUCAUGGGCUCGCCACGCGUUCUGCAGAGCUUCCGCCUUGAGGGUGAGCCAGGAGAUAACGUGGCGAAAUUCAGGAACUUGCGGGACAACGCCCACACAGAGGACUGGGCUGGUUCCGGCAGAUUAUUGAACUUGGUGAUUGAAUCUACCCCCUUUGCGGAAGACAGAUGCUCAGAUGCCCCAGACGAGGCCGUAGUGUUUUCAAGCCUGACAGACGGAAGUCUACUUCUAAAGCUUGAUGCUAACGGCAAUGAGUGGGAGGUGUUUGCAGAGGAGCCCGUAUCCACGCUGCAGAAGUUUCGUCAGGUGGCUGUGAAAUUCCACAAGGUCAGGCACCAAGAGAAGCACAGCCUGUACUUGCGGGCUGUUCGAAAACUGGAGGAGUCCGGAUUUGCGGUGGCUUUUCUAUCCGGCCAGAACUAUGGAAAGUUGACCCACUUUGAAAGAGAUUUGCGUGACUACCACAUACCCGACGAGCUUCAGGUUGUGUACAUGCAGCUGCCAUCGCAAGGCUGCUCUCAAGAGCUAAAGUAUCGCGUGCCUGAUGAGAUCCCAGAUAUUGUGCCAGAGCAAACUGUUCUGGAAGAGCAACUUCCAAGUGCGUCAGGGCACGUGUGA